Messenger RNA from Trichoderma gamsii, 381 nucleotides. RefSeq lists its product as hypothetical. The transcript has 4 exons. Bases 1 to 381 code for a protein of 126 amino acids. NCBI's taxonomy places the organism in Eukaryota, Fungi, Ascomycota, Sordariomycetes, Hypocreales, Hypocreaceae. The record is from RefSeq and is a predicted model, not a curated record.
AUGCAUCUCUUCGAGCUGCUCCCCUCUGUUAUUGCUCUUGCUACUCCUGCCUUUGCGAAAGGCGGUUUUGGAGACUUUACAACACAAGCUGUGCUCUACACCGAGCGAAGCAUGCAAGGCGAUAAUCUUGGUAUUCGCGCUAGCCAUAUUGAUCGCUGCGUCACUCUGGACGAUAUUGUAUACCGCAACGUUGGCUCGAAAGAGGCGUUCAGAAUCCCAGCCAGCUUUGGGUUCUCUGCAUUGGUCGCCCGAUGUACUCUAUAUUCCACCGAUGGAUGUGGUGAUUCGCUUGAUAUUGGCACCCUGGCCACGACUGAUGCUCUCGACAGCACUGAUGUUGCAGCGAUAUCCUAUACCUUGAAUGUCGACGAUGGGAAAUAG